AUGGCUAUUACAGGGAUGAGUGAGCAGUGGAUUACAGCCAGGAUUAAAGAGAAAGGUGAGUGCAAGUGCAUUUCAUGGGACGCUUUGAAGGGCCUGAUUUUGACGUAUCCCGAUGAAACAAAAAGGGUAGAUGUAUUUGCCUUAAGUUUGUACGGAUUGAUGGUGUUCCCUAGGGCUUUGGGGUAUGUGGAUGAGGCAACCACAGAUCUUUUCCAUAGACUCAAUAAGAGAGUCACUUCUGUCCCUUCAAUUUUGGCAGAGACAUUCAGGUCCUUAGGCACAUGUAGAAAAACUGGUGCAGGCAGGUUUGUUGGUUGUGCACAAUUGCUUCUAGCUUGGUUCUAUAGUCAUUUUCGGUUGAUAGAUAAGGUUGUUUGUCGGGUUUUCUUCGAGGAUUACUCACCGCUGAAGGAUAUAGUUGCUUCAACUAGGAAAGUUGAUGUUCCAAAGGAGAAUUGGAUGGCACUACUGCAAAAUCUUCAGCUGAAAGAUGUUGAGUGGAGAGCUCCGUGGAUGAUUCCUGGUGAGAUUCUUUACCGUUGCGGCAGUUUCGAUUGGGUCCCUUUAUUGGGAAUUUGGGGUGCCAUUGGUUAUGCCCCCUUGCUCGUGUUAAGGCAAUUCAGUUUGAGGCAGUUUGUGCCAGCAACUCAUGGGCUAAUUCAAAGUGAGUUCGCAUAUAGAGGAGCAGAUUACAAGAAAAAGGUCGGUGAGAUCUCUAGCGCUUGGAACAAGACGUGUCGGUUAAAAGGAGUAGUUAUUGGCCCUGCUACGACUCUAAAAUAUGUUGAAUGGAGAGAAAUUAUGAAACAAGAAUUUGAGAGGAAAAAUCUGGAGCUCGAGAAAAGGAUAGCAAAGCUUGAAGAAAAAAAGAUGUACUUGAGUUUAGAUAUUGAUGUCCAGAAGAUAGAGGUUGAAAAAGAAAGAAAGGAAAAGAGGAAGAUUGAAGAGGAUAGAGAUGACUUGAAGAACACUACAAAAGGCACAAGUAUCCUUGAGAAGAGCGAAAAUAGGAGGGUCUUGGAUCGAGUUGCGAAAGAGGUCCAAGAAGGAAAGGCUAGAGUGAGUCUUGGGAAAAGAAGUUUCAGGAGAUGCAAUCACGAAUUUGGCAUUGGAAGAAGAGAAUAA
Gossypium arboreum is the source of this 1125-nucleotide messenger RNA. RefSeq lists its product as uncharacterized. The transcript is spliced from 2 exons. The record is from RefSeq and is a predicted model, not a curated record. Lineage: Eukaryota; Viridiplantae; Streptophyta; Magnoliopsida; Malvales; Malvaceae. The coding region runs from base 1 to 1125 and encodes 374 amino acids.